GUCAGUCAACAAACGUCAAAAAAACAAAAAUGUGAUACGUCAAAAUUAUGGUACUCGAGAAUCGUGUAAUUAUUUUGAGAUGUUAACUUGUUUUGGUUGUUUCGAUGAAUACGAUGGCACUACCGGGGAAUGGGAUAUUCGUCGUCAAAGGCGAAAUAUCGAACUUGAUGGCGGCCAUGAAGAGGGGCCCCAAAUGGUCGUCGCAUUCUUAUCAGGACGACGACGUCGACGCGCUGCUGAGGAACUUCCAAGAGCUGCGGGACAUUCUACACAACGUAAACGAUUUAGGAUACGUUGAACCCAACACGUUUUUGGCCCCUUUUUUGAACGUCAUCCGUUCGGAAGAGACUACGGGUCCUGUUACUAGCUUAGCGCUGUCAGCUGUUAACAAGUUCCUCUCUUACGGCCUUUUGGAUCCCGUACAAACAUCCAUUCCGCAGACCAUCCACACCAUCGCAGAUGCCGUUACUCACGCCCGGUUCGUGGGCACCGAUCAAUCCUCCGACGGGGUAGUCCUGAUGCGCAUCCUGCAAGUACUGCGAACUCUUACACUCUCCCCCGAGGGCUCCACCUUGACCAACGAAAGCCUCUGCGAGAUAAUGCUGUCCUGCUUUCGCAUAUGCUUCGAAACGAGACUGUCGGAGCUGCUUCGUAAAACUGCCGAACAUUACCUGAAGGACAUGGUGCAAUUGAUAUUCAUGAGACUGCCCCAAUUCUCCGAGGACCCGAAGCUCUCCUACGUCAAGCGAUUGCGGAUGCAGCCCGGCGACCUCGACCAGACGAGAACGAAGAGGAAAAAGUACUCGAAGAAGGAGAACAAAGAGGCCGUUAAAGUACAACCGCAAGAAACUAACGUCGAAAGUACCCCGCAGGCCGACAUAGUAGACAUGCAAGGUACCAUUCUUCGUAAUAACGAAACUGCUAGUGUUACAACGCCUUCUAGUCCAAAUCCAAAUGUUGAUACAGACGUUGCUAUAGACAUUCCAACAGACGAUAGUAUGAAGAAUUCAGAAACUUCUAAUUUAGAUGAUAGUGGGGAGAAAGAAACCGACGAACCGUUUCAAGACUACGUCAAUCAAAGGGGUAUUCGGUUUACGCCUCAAUUCCAACAGGAAACCAAUCUAUCUCCUUACGGUUUAGCCUGCGUACGCGAACUAUUCAGAUUCCUAAUCAGCCUCUGUAAUCCUUUGGACAAGCAGAACACGGACGUCAUGAUACAUUUAGGACUCGGUUUGCUCACGGUAGCGUUCGAAAUUAGUGCAGACAACAUAGGCAAAUACAGCACACUGCUGGCUCUAGUCGAAGACGAUUUAUGCAGGAAUCUAUUCGCUUUAAUGAACACCGAUCGUCUGACGAUAUUCGCAGCGAACUUGCAAGUAUCGUUUCUGCUGUUCGAAUCGCUACGCGCCCACUUGAAGUACCAAUUGGAAUGCUACUUGAAGAAACUCAUGGAGAUCAUGCGCAGCGAAUCGAACAAAGUGAGCUACGAGCACAAGGAGAUCGCCUUGGACAAUCUGUUGCAAUUGUGGCGGGUGCCCGGCUUCCACGCCGAGCUCUACGUGAACUACGAUUGCGACAUGUAUUGCGCGAAUUUGUACGAAGAGCUCACCGAGCUCCUGGCCGAACGAUCAAUUUCCACCGUCGUGGGAGUGUACCACCAGCAUUUGCUGUCGCUCGACGGGCUUCUGAUCAUAAUCGAUGGCAUAGGAAAGAGAUUCGACGAAGCGAAAGAUCGUACCGAUACCGACGAGAUUAGUAGUUACAUAGGAGAGAAUACGAGGAUUAAAGGUUGUGUUAAAGUACCCGAUAAGAAGGUGUUGGCCGCGAAGAAGGCGAUCAAAAAGUGGUUACCUCAAGGUACGGAGUAUUUCAAUCAGAAGCCGAAGAAGGGCGUGCAGUUCCUGCAGGAGCACGGCGUUUUGAAGCAGGAGCUCGACGUGGAGGAGAUCGCGAGAUUCCUGCGGGAGAAUCCGGCGUUGAACAAGGCGAUGAUCGGCGAGUACAUCAGCAAUCGGGGGAACCUGAAGAUCCUCGAGGCUUUUGUGAGCACGUUCGAUUUCACCGGGAUCCGAAUCGACGAGGCGCUGCGGGCGUUUUUGGAGACGUUUCGAUUGCCAGGCGAGGCUCCCACGAUUUCGUUGAUCCUCGAACAUUUCGCCGAGCAUUGGCACAAAAGCAACGGGGAACCCUUCGCCGACGUGGAUUCCGCUUUCACCCUAGCGUACGCUGUGAUUAUGCUAAACGUCGACCAGCACAACGAAAACGCCAAAAAACAAACAACUCCCAUGUCGCCUAACGCUUUCAAGAAGAACCUGAAAGGCGUGAAUGGAGGCGACGACUUCGAGGAGGAGAUGCUGGACGAAAUCUACACGUCGAUCAAAAGCGAGGAGAUCGUGAUGCCGUCGGAGCGGACGGGCGUCGUGCGCGACAACUACCUGUGGAAGGUGCUGUUGCGGAAGGGCCGGUCGCCCGAAGGCGGCGUUUACAUGCGCGACGACGGCGGCGCCUACGACGCCGAAUUGUUUCGCAUAGCGUACGGGCCGCUGGCGGCCGCCCUGAAUUCCGUCUACGAGCGGGCGGACAACGAGGGCGUCCAGAAGAAGGUCGUGCGAGGUUUCGAGCGAUGCGCUUCGAUAGCGUCGGUACUCAAUAUGACUUCGAAUCUCGACAUGUUGCUGGUCAGUUUGUCGAAGUUCACCGUGUUCCACAACAAUCAGAAGCAGACGGCCGUCGUGGUGCAAUUCGGUUCGAACGGUAAGGCUCAAUUGGCUCUGAAGACGCUUUUCAUGUUGAUCCACCAGCACGGGAACUCUACGAGGGAAGGUUGGAAGCAUCUCUUCGAUCUUCUGCUCGCUUUGUACAGCAACGAUUUGCUCAGCAAGAGCUUCGUGGAGGUUGAAGAUUUCGUUGAGCCGUCCGGUAAAUUGUGUUUGGUGUACAAAGAUGCUCCGAGCGCCGCCAAACAGGAUACCGGAUUGUUAAGCUCGCUGUACUCCUACAUGAUAUCCGUGGAGAAUUUAUCCAAAAUUCCUUCGCCGGAAGAACAGAGUUUAAUAGACAAAGCCAGAGAGUGCAUCAAAGAGUGCAAUUUAGAGCAGAUGAUCACAGAUUCGAAAUUCCUCCACCAACAAGCUCUUUUCCAACUGGUCGACACCCUGAUCGAAUUAUCCAGAGGUCCGGACGUGCAAGACGGUUCGUCGUACGACUACAACGAAAACGUGACGGUCUUCUUCCUCGAAUUACUAGUAAAAAUCGUCAUCCAAAACAGGGACAGGGUGAUGACCAUAUGGGACCGCGUCAGAGACCACGUCUACACCUUGGUCAUGAACUCAUCGCUGAUGGACUACCAGUUCCUGUUGGAGCGAUCGGUCGUCGGUCUAUUGAGGAUAGCCGUGCGGCUGAUGCGCAACGAGGAAAUGAGCCACGUGGUGUUGCAGUCGUUGCGCAUGCUGCUGUUGCUGUUGAAAGGCGGCGUGCUGGCGAGGAUUUCCCGGCAAAUGGCGUUCGGUUUGUACGAGAUGCUGAAGACGUCGGCGCAAAACAUCCACACCACGGCCGAUUGGACGGUGGUGUUCGCGUUGUUGGAGUGCGUGGGAGCCGGCGCGAAGCCUCCCCGACCCGUUUUGACCGUAGACGAACCCAAAUCCGACGAAGAAACAUCGACGAAGGAGCACGAAGAAGGCGCCGAUAGAACGAACGAAACCGCCAAAAGACCUCAAAGUCCCGCUACGGCGGUCACCUCUCCGGUCGGUACGCCCAAUACGGGCGGAUGGAUCAUCGUCAGCGACGAAGACGAUCUCCAGCCUCACCAGAAUCGCCAGCAAACCCUACCGGUCCACUAUCACCUGCGCCUCGACGCCGAUCUCUCGGCCCACGAUCCGCUCAGCAUGCUCAAGUGCUGCGAGAGCUUGGCCUUUCUGGUGCGCGACGUCGCCCACAUCACGCCCUACAAUUUCGACGUGUGCGUGCGCUGCGUACGGACGUUCGUCGAGGCCGCCCUCAAGCCGCCUCCGGCCAACCACCAGCCGAACGUUCGAAGACCGCCGGCGCGGAGAAGCAGGACGAAAAGCCCGGCGGGCAGCCAAGAGGAGGACAGCAGCGGCGGCGACGAGGACGAGGACCUGCCCAGCGGCUACCACCAGGUCCCCAUACAAUUGCUCGACUUGAUGCACACGUUGCACACGCGCACCGCGCAGAUAUUCAAAUGGUGGGCGGAGGAAGGCGGCGAGAUCUCCGGCGAAACUUCCCUGUGGACGCAAGGAUGGUGUCCUUUGCUACAAGGCAUCGCGCGAUCGUGUUGCGACGUCCGCAGGACGGUCAGGACGAGCGCCAUCGCCUACCUCCAAAGAGCUCUGCUGGUGCACGAUCUCCAAACGCUGACGCCCCGAGAAUGGGAGCAGUGUUUCCGACGAGUACUAUUUCCCCUAAUGAAUUAUCUACUGCAAUCCGCCGGUACUAGAGACGCCGUCUCCACGGAGGAAACCCGCAUAAGAGCCGCCGGCGUGCUGUCGAAGGUGUUCCUUCACCAUCUAGCGCCUCUGUCGUCGCUACAGAGCUUCGCCGAUCUGUGGUCGACGGUGCUCGAGCUGAUGGACGGUUACAUGCACGCCGACGGCAGCGAGUUGCUGCUGGAGGCCGUGCCCGAGAGCCUGAAGAACAUGCUGCUGGUGAUGGAGGCGGCGGGCGUGUUCGACGCGCCCGACGGCCAGAAGAACGCCUUGUGGACGGCGACGUGGGAGCGCAUCGGGAAGUUCCUGCCGGGAUUGAAGGACGAGCUGUUUAGGGAGAUGGGAUCGAGGAAGAAGGUCGUGGAAGAGGCCAAAGACGCGGAGAAUCGAGAGAAGAAGGUGGCGGACGUGGAGGUUCGUGAGAAGGAGGCGGAGUGUUGGGAGAAGAACGUCGGCGGACGGGAGCAGGACGUGGAUGGGCGGGAGAAGGAGGAGCUGGUCGCGUGUUGAUGACAUUUCGAUUUUUGUGUACGAGGGGUAUGUAAAUAAAUGAAUAUACAGGGUGAUCAAAGAGUAUGCGAGAGAGGUAGGUGUGUAUCGAAAUGUUAUUUAUGCAUUUUUGUGUACAAACAUGGUAAAAAGUAAUGUUGGUAAAUAGUGUGCUGGAAUCCGAUGUAUCAAACUUAUUUUAUGGGGAAUUAUUGCAGUGUAUCUUCCUUAUCUCGAGAGGAAUUUCAUAAUUUUUAAAUGAGGUUAAGUUCUUUUUGAAAUUCAGUAUUUUAAAUAUAAAAUUAUUGCAAGAAAUAUAGAAUGUAGGAUUCGAAAAUCCGAACGUUUUACAAAAAUUUAAAUAUAUUUUUAAGCCUUUUAUGACUAUUUUUAAUAAUUAUAUAGUACAUUUUUAGAAAAUAAUUUGAUACACCGGGCGAUUGUAAAUUCUCAGUGGUCACACUGUAUGUGAAUUAUAAAUUGUAAAAUAUUAAGCGUAUAAACUAAUUUGUACCUAUCAAAAUGCAUAUUAUAAAUAGCGUAUUUUAAAGUCUAUUAAUUGUAUAUGUUGUAUUUAUUAAAAUCUGAUUUAUA
Molecule: messenger RNA, 5531 nt
Organism: Phyllotreta striolata
Lineage: Eukaryota; Metazoa; Arthropoda; Insecta; Coleoptera; Chrysomelidae
Source: the annotation of a GenBank genome assembly